AUGCGCCUCGGGCCGCGACGAGCCAGGUCAGCCGCGAGGCCUCGUUUGAGUACCUCAACCGCCCAGCUCGUGUGGCACGCCUUUACCGAGUUCCUCCUCUUCGUGCUGCCGCUCGUCGGCAUCCACCGCUGGAGGCGGUGGUUCGCCCGCACGUGGCGCAAGACAAAGGGCAUCAUGCAGACAAACGGCGGCGACGACGACGGCGUCAAGAGGGGCGAGUUUGCCUUCCUCCCUGAGCGCACGUGCGCCAUUUGCUACCAGGACCAGAACACGCUGGCCACCGAGAACGAGAUCAUGGCGGCCGCGGCGUCGAGCGGCGUUGUCGGCUCUGCGCAGACGGACAUAACGAAUCCGUACGAGACGAUGCCGUGCGGCUGCGUCUACUGCUUCGUCUGCCUCGCCACGCGGCUGGAGAGGGAGGAGGGCGAGGGCUGGACGUGUCUGCGGUGCGGCGAGCUCGUCAAGGAGUGCAAGCCGUGGAGCGGCGACGUGCUGGAGACGCCGAAGAAGUCGCCGUCGUCCAAGGUUGUGGCCUUUUCGGACGAAGUAGACGACGCCGUCAUGGUGGACGAUGCACACGAUGAUACUGCGUCAUCUGUGGGCGACGAGUCGGCGAGCUUUGAUGAGGCCGAGACGCACGAAUGA
Messenger RNA from Verticillium alfalfae VaMs.102, 645 nucleotides. Its product is annotated as peroxisomal biogenesis factor 2. Gene Ontology annotation, molecular function: zinc ion binding. Gene Ontology annotation, biological process: protein import into peroxisome matrix. Gene Ontology annotation, cellular component: peroxisomal membrane. The record is from RefSeq and is a predicted model, not a curated record. Lineage: Eukaryota; Fungi; Ascomycota; Sordariomycetes; Glomerellales; Plectosphaerellaceae. The transcript has a single exon. The coding region runs from base 1 to 645 and encodes 214 amino acids.